AUGCAGUUGACAAAUCCGGGCACCGUGCCGGUUUACACCGUCUCUGGUGCUUCAACAUCCAGACCUUUGCCCGAUUGGCUCGCCAAACGUAGGAAGCGAUCGCUCAAGAACGACCCGGAGUACCAGAACCGAGUCGAGCUGCUCCAGGAUUUCGAAUUCGAGGAGGCAAGCACCUGCAUCAAGGUCAGCGAGGAUGGCGACUGGGCCGUCAGCGCAGGAACCUACAAACCUCAGAUCCACGUCCACAACCUCCCGCAACUGUCGCUUUCUUUUGCGCGCCAUACCAACUCUCUCACGGAGAAGUUAGAGAUCCUCUCCGCCGACUACUCGAAAACUCUGCUUCUCCAGGAUGACCGACGACUCGAGUUCCACACCCCGAUGGGCUGUCACUACACGAUUCGGAUACCCCGGUAUGGAAGAGAUUUGCUGUACGACAGGCAAUCCACGGAGGCGUUCGUGCCGUCUGUCGGCGUUGACCAGGACGGCUUGGGCGAGGUUUUCCGGUUGAACCUCGAGAUUGGAAGAUUCAUGAAGUCAUUCCAGAUUGAUGUUGGAGGAGAUGAAGAGGGUGCUGGCUUGCAAGGCGGCAUCGAAGCCGGCAGCGUCAACGCCGGCGCCUUGGCUGAGAAGUCCCACGGUCUGGCUGCUUUUGGAACGUCCCUCGGCACAGUGGAAUUUUGGGAUCCGAGGUCCAAGUCAAGAGUUGCGCGCCUUGCCUGUCAAGAAGGAGCCAUCACCGCUCUGGACUUCAGCUCUUCUGGAUUGUCCAUCGCCACAGGUUCCUCCAACGGCAUGGUCCAGCUGUUUGAUUUGCGUCGCCCAGUUCCGCUUUUGAGCAAGGAUCAAGGAUACGGUUUCCCGAUCAAGAAGUUGAUUCACAUGACGACUGCCUCCCAAGAAAAGAAGAUUCUCUCGGCCGACAAGAGGAUCAUCAAGAUUUGGGACCAGACCGACGGUACGCCUUGGACCUCGGUCGAGCCCAUCGUGGACAUCAACGAUAUCGCAUGGUGCAAGGACACCGGUAUGCUUCUGACUGCCAACGAGGGCAAGCAGCAGCACUCGUUCUUCAUUCCCAGCUUGGGUCCCGCUCCCAGAUGGUGCUCAUUCUUGGACAACAUGGUGGAGGAGAUGGCCGAGGAGGUUCGCACCGAGACUUACGACAACUACAAGUUCUUGACGCUGCCCGAGCUCAAGCAACUCAGCAUGGAACACCUUAUUGGCAAGACCAACCUGCUCAGGCCGUACAUGCACGGUUACUUCGUGGCCUCGAAGCUCUACGAGCAAGCUCGUCUUAUCGCGAACCCCUACGUUUGGGAGGAGGAGAGGACGAAGCGCAUCAAGGAGAAGGUCGAGAAGGAGCGCGCCAGCAGAAUCAGAGGCAACAAGAAGGUCAAGGUCAACCAGAAGGUGGCCGACAAGCUUCUCAAGAAGCAGGAGAACAGAGAGGUCGUGGACACCAAGGCCGGUCUGCUCGGCGACGACCGUUUCGCCAAGCUCUUCGAAGACGAGAAAUUCGCCGUCGACGAGACCAGUUACGAGUUCCGCGCUCUCAACCCGAGCACCACUGUUGCUGCCAAGGAUACCCACGAAGUCGGUGUCAGCUCUGCUGCGAAGCCUGCUGAGGCGCCUAAGUUCGGUCUGGGUAAGAAGGCCCAGGCUGCUAAGGCCGCUGCUGAGGAGGGAGUGACCAUGAAGGUUUCCUCGUCAACCCAAAAGGGUGGAAGGCAGAGGGAUACCGCAUUGGGCUCCAGAGUGCAAAAGUCUGGACGCAUCAACAAGACCAACCGCGGAGACACUUACGGCGAGAAGCAAGUCACAUUCGUCCCGGACGCGAGGAAGAAGAGCAGGGGCCCGCCGCAGCCACAAGAAGAGAGCACGCCACGGGGCAAGCGCGAUGCGAGAAGAAGCGCAAGCUCGAACACGUUCAGGAGGAUGUAA
Messenger RNA from Colletotrichum karsti, 1938 nucleotides. RefSeq lists its product as uncharacterized. Gene Ontology annotation, biological process: maturation of SSU-rRNA from tricistronic rRNA transcript (SSU-rRNA, 5.8S rRNA, LSU-rRNA). Gene Ontology annotation, cellular component: 90S preribosome; nucleus; nucleolus. Gene Ontology annotation, molecular function: protein binding. The transcript has 2 exons. The record is from RefSeq and is a predicted model, not a curated record. NCBI's taxonomy places the organism in Eukaryota, Fungi, Ascomycota, Sordariomycetes, Glomerellales, Glomerellaceae. The coding region runs from base 1 to 1938 and encodes 645 amino acids.